AUGGCAAGAGGAUCAAUGAUGAUGGUUUUUGUUCUUGCACUUGUUGUGGUUCAUGCAACUGCAGUUAGAGAUGUGCCUAAGACCACUGGUGCUGGUCUUGCUGAUGAGAAGAACUUCGUGAGUUACGGAGGAAUCGGCGGGCUAAGCGGCAUUGGUGCAAAUGGGCUGCCUUUCGGAGGAAUUGGUGGUGCAGUAGGCGCUGGUGGUGGUCUUGGUGGAGCCAAUACCGGAAGCGGCCUCGGCGGGUUUGUUGGUUCUGGCUUCCCUGGUGUUGGUGGAGCUGGCGGAGUUGGACCCGUCGGUGGCAUCGUUGGUGGUGUUGUCCCUGGAACUGGCUCUGGUACUCUUCCUUUACCAUGA
This is a messenger RNA of Oldenlandia corymbosa var. corymbosa, 360 nucleotides long. Lineage: Eukaryota; Viridiplantae; Streptophyta; Magnoliopsida; Gentianales; Rubiaceae. The record is from the annotation of a GenBank genome assembly.